UCGACGGCCAAAGCUUCAGAUUUCUAAAGCGGGUAGAAAAUGUGACAAAUUGUUACGGUAUUUAACGAGCGUUUUUACACUUUUAUAAUGCCGCUUUGAAAUUUUGGGCACGGUCGUCAGUUACCAGAGAUCUUCAGUAAAAUUUGAAGUCAUAAUUAAGGGAGUGAAAGUGUUGGUUUCGUCCAGGAAUGUCUUCGAAAUCUUCCCGGCACCGUCACCGGAGUCGAGACAGCAGCGAGAGCGACGGUGAAGCCGAUGGGAGAAAACGCCAUCAUCAUCGGCAUCACCAUGUGCACCGUGACCGCCAUCGGUCGCGAUCUCGGAGUCGCGAGCGGAGUCCAAAACAUCGAACAGAAAAACCGGAAAGGCACAGCCAUAGCAGAGACCAAGAUGAUAAACAUAGCCAUUCCAGAGACAGGGAUCACAAAUCAAUUAAACACAGAGACCAAGAUCAUGAAGAUAACAGACGGCACGACAGACAUCACGAUGAAAGGCGUGAAAAGGAGACAAGGGAAAACCAUGGCAGGAAAGAGAACAGAAAUCGUGACAGGGAUACGGAGAGAGAGGCGGAGGGCAGGAACGGGGAGAAACACCAAGCCAGUGCACUGAGGGGAAAAUGGGACAGUGACCCAGGGGCAGAAUCGGACAGCCCCAGAGAAAGAUCCCGAGGGCCGAGGAGCAGGGAGAACAGUCAACCGCAGGGAGCACCGGGACAGAUCCGAAUAAAACAGGAGCGGGAGUGGAACGACAACCGCAGGACUCAAGAUGCCAUACGGAAACCUCCCAAUCCGUUUGAGACAACUUCCGAAGGGGCUGGCCCAUCGGAAGAAGAAGCCCCACCAAAGGAAAAGGAAAAACCCAAUUUUGGCACGUCAGGCAAACUCACAGAGGACACGAACACGUAUCGGGGAAUCGUCAUCAAGUACAACGAACCCCCAGAAGCUCGGAAACCCAAACGCAAGUGGCGAUUCUACGUCUUCAAGGGAGACGAAGAACUUCCAAUAGUUCAUAUACACAGGCAGAGUGCCUAUCUUCUAGGCAGGGAGCGACUCAUUGCAGAUUUGCCCAUCGAUCAUCCGUCGUGUUCCAAGCAGCACGCAGUUCUCCAGUAUCGGCUCGUCAAGUACGAACGGGCCGAUGGCACAACGGGAAAACGGGUCCGGCCAUACAUCAUAGACCUGGAGUCAUCCAACGGAACGUACAUAAACAACAACAGGAUUGAGCCCAAGCGAUAUUACGAACUUCAGGAAAAGGACGUGGUCAAGUUUGGGUACAGCACGAGAGAGUACGUGCUGUUGCACGAUAAGUCCAAAGAUGAUAACCCUGAUGAAGAUUUGGGAGAGGAUUGAAUGAAGAAACUGACAAAAUGUCACUGUAUAUAUGUAACUUGUAAUUUUGUUUUCACUUUGAGUGUUAGUCACUCUCAAAACUUUGGACUUUUUGAGCUGUAAUAAUAUCAAUUAUGCAGUUUCAAAUUCUAUAAACUUCAAAUGCACUGUACAAAAUUUGAGCACAUCCAUUUUUGUUUAGACAAAUACAUGUACUGUGUAAGGUUCAACAGUCACAAAAUAUGUAAUAUACGACCAUAAUUUCAUCCACUGAAUUAAUGUGUAAUUAAAUUUAUGGCAUUUUUGUGGCUUAAGUUAAAUUUGUGUCUAUUUGUUGCUUGUCACAUUUUGAGGGUGAAAAGUAGUAGUACUUGAGAAAAUUUUGUAACCUGUAUAUAAAUCUGAUCUCGCAAAUAACUUGAUAUAAAUAGGUACUCAUGAAAAUUCCACAGGCACAAAGUAGUGCGAUUUUUUGAGAAGAUUUGUAAUGAUUGUAAUAUGUGCCUUUUUGAAUAUUUUGUAUGGGGUUAGGAUAUCUUGUUCUUGGACACGAUUGUUGGCUUAUAACACAUGAUUUAUGAACAUUAAAGAGAAAGAAUCCCAGUAAAAAGGUGA
Molecule: messenger RNA, 1943 nt
Organism: Patiria miniata (bat star)
Lineage: Eukaryota; Metazoa; Echinodermata; Asteroidea; Valvatida; Asterinidae
Gene: snip1
Product: FHA domain-containing protein DDL-like
Exons: 2
Coding region: 189-1349 (386 amino acids)
Biological process (GO): miRNA processing
Cellular component (GO): nucleus
Molecular function (GO): mRNA binding; protein binding
Source: RefSeq, a predicted model, not a curated record